AUGGCGAGGGCAGCGAUAGGUGUAUCGCUGUCACUGGGACAACGCUGCUCGAUGUUACGUGUUCCCAGUCAACUCCGUUCAUGUGGUAAAAUUGUUUCUGACUGCGCUCGACCUGAGGAAACAAAUUGUUGGAAUUGUCAGGACGUGGUGAACUGCACGAAAAAGUUCUUCUGUGAUCAUUGUCACACAUUACAACCCCCACCAGGCACUCAGAACUUGUUCGAAUACCUCGGGCUACCAGUGUCAUUUGAAAUCGAUGAGUCGUUGUUGAAAAAGAGAUUCCGUGAGCUGCAGUUUGCUAUGCAUCCGGAUAAAUUCGCUAGGGCUUCCGAGCAUGAGAAGGAGAUAUCUGAUGAGCAUUCCAGGAAACUUAACGAAUCCUACAAAACAUUGUCAGAGCCCCUCCUUCGAGCAAAAUAUCUGCUGAAAGUCCUAGGGGAAUCUGACCGUGGUGGAAAAGGCCUCGGACCAAGCGCUGACAAGGUCAGAGACAUGGAUUCAGCAUUUUUAAUGGAAAUGAUGGAAUGGAAUGAGCGAGUGUCAGAAAUGUCCAGCAAAGACGAUUUAACCACCGAAAAGACUACCGUUCAAGAGGAGAUUGAUGGAUUAAUGGAAGAGUUAGGAAAGCACACGGACAGUUGCGUAAGCUGCUGCGCUCGAAGCGGUGCGGUGGAGACAGCGGUUGGAAUCGAGGUAACCAAGAUGCCCAUCUCAGCCGAGCUUCGUAAUGAUCUUGAGGACUGCGCGAACCGUAUGCGCAUUUCGGCCAUUGAGAUGACCUGUGCUUCUAAGAGUGGGCAUCCAACGUCGUCUACAUCAGCAGCUGAAGUAGUAUCAGCCUUGUUUUUUCACGAAAUGAAGUACGACAUCGCUAAUCCAAAAUGCCCCAGUGCUGACCGGUUUGUGCUUUCAAAGGGUCAUGCUUGUCCCAUUCUCUAUGCGGCUUGGGAAGAAGCUGGUCUUUUGUCGAGAGAUCAGGUCAUGUCGCUGCGUAAAAUCACCUCUGACAUCGAGGGACAUCCUACUCCUCGCCUAAAUUUCAUUGAUGUUGCUACCGGUUCACUUGGACAGGGAUUGUCGUGUGCUGCUGGGAUGGCAUAUGUAGGGAAAUAUAUAGAUAAGGCGAGCUAUCGGGUUUACUGCUUGAUGGGAGAUGGAGAAAAUGCUGAGGGAGCUGUGUGGGAAGCUGCAGCAUUUGCUUCCAAAUAUGGACUUGAUAACUUGGUUGCCAUUGUUGAUGUGAAUCGUUUGGGCCAGUCGCAGGAAACUGCCCUGGGACAUCACGUUGAGAUAUAUCAGGCUAGGUAUGCCGCGUUCGGCUUCAAUGCCAUCGUUGUGGAUGGGCACAAUUUGGAUGAGAUUAUUAAUGCCUUUGAAACUGCUAAAAAUACUAAGGGUAAGCCUACUGCCAUCAUUGCAAAGACUUACAAAGGACAAGGCAUCGAUGGCAUUGCUGACAAAGAUAAUUGGCAUGGAAAACCAGUUCCAGCGGACAAAGUCAACGGCGUCAAGGCACGUCUGCAUGGCAGCCAAAAGGGAAAAUUGGUCGCUAAGAAACCAGUUAAUGACGCGCCAAAAGUUGACCUACAUAUUGGUUCCAUUAAGAUGGCUCCUCCCAAUUACAAAAUGGGUGAUAAGGUUGCCACAAGAGCUGCGUACGGUACUGCUUUAGCAAAACUUGGAGAUGCUAACCCACGUGUCAUCGGAUUAGAUGGUGAUACGAAGAAUUCCACAUUUUCCGAGAAACUCCUUCAGAAACAUCCUAACCAGUUCAUUGAGUGUUAUAUCGCUGAGCAGAAUCUCGUUGGUGUUGCAGUUGGAGCCCAGUGCCGUGAUAGGACCAUACCUUUCACCAGCACGUUCGCUGCCUUCUUCACUCGUGCUUGUGACCAAAUUCGUAUGGCUGCUGUCUCGUUUGCAAAUCUGAAAUGUGCUGGUUCACAUGUCGGCGUUUCUAUUGGCGAAGAUGGACCUAGUCAGAUGGCUCUUGAGGAUUUGGCGAUGUUCCGUGCUCUUCCUGGUUCCACUGUGUUCUAUCCAACUGAUGCUGUGUCCGCUGAGAGAGCGACAGAACUAGCAGCCAAUAUCAGAGGAAUUGUGUUCAUUCGCACUGGUCGUCCUGCUCUCCCUGUGCUGUACGCCAAUGAUGAGCAUUUUGAAGUUGGAAAAGCUAAGGUGCUGAAACAGUCGCCCACCGACAAAUUCGUUUUGAUUGGAGCCGGAGUGACUGCGUACGAAUGCAUCAAGGCCGCAGAACAACUAGAGAAAGAUGGUAUACAUUGCUGCAUUAUCGAUCCAUUCACUAUCAAACCCAUCGAUCAAGCAACUAUUGUUGAACAUGCUAAGCGAGUUGGCGGAAAAAUUCUUACUGUUGAGGAUCACUAUCCCGCUGGAGGCAUUGGAGAAGCUGUUUCUUCCGCCGUUGCUGAUCACACAAACAUUCGCGUGCGUUCCAUCUGCGUGCAGAAUGUACCUCGGUCUGGUUCGCCCGAUGAACUGCUCGAUAUGUUUGGUAUUUCGGCGAAGCAUAUUGUGGAGGCCGUCAAGAAAUACUGA
Molecule: messenger RNA, 2556 nt
Organism: Necator americanus (New World hookworm)
Lineage: Eukaryota; Metazoa; Nematoda; Chromadorea; Rhabditida; Ancylostomatidae
Exons: 22
Coding region: 1-2556 (851 amino acids)
Biological process (GO): protein complex oligomerization; [2Fe-2S] cluster assembly
Cellular component (GO): mitochondrion
Molecular function (GO): ATPase activator activity; protein-folding chaperone binding; transketolase activity
Source: RefSeq, a predicted model, not a curated record